Messenger RNA from Manis javanica (Malayan pangolin), 891 nucleotides. RefSeq names its product beta-2-microglobulin (gene B2M). Lineage: Eukaryota; Metazoa; Chordata; Mammalia; Pholidota; Manidae. Gene Ontology annotation, biological process: immune response. The record is from RefSeq and is a predicted model, not a curated record. Gene Ontology annotation, cellular component: MHC class I protein complex.
UCUGAUUGGCUGUGCGCGCAUGGACUAUAAGAGGAGGCGCAGGGCGCGGUGCCCAUUCCAGAGUCCGGCGCUGCUGUGGAGGCGAUGGCUCGUUUCGUGGCCUUGGUCCUGUUCGGGCUGCUCUCUCUGUCCUGCCUGGAAGCCAUAGAGCGUGCUCCAAAAGUUCAGGUUUACUCACGGCACCCAGCUGAGAAUGGAAAGCCAAAUUUCCUGAACUGCUAUGUGUCCAGCUUCCAUCCACCGGAAAUUCAAAUUGAUUUGUUGAAGAAUGGGAAGGAAAUGAAAGUGGAACGCUCAGACUUGUCUUUCAGCAAGGACUGGUCCUUCUAUCUUCUGGUCCACACUGAAUUUACUCCCAAGGAAGGAGAUAAGUAUAGCUGCCGUGUGAAUCACCGUACUCUCUCUGAACCCAAGAUAGUUCAGUGGGAUCAAGACAACUAAUUAGCAGUGGAGGUUUGAAGAUUCCUCAUGUGGACUGGACUAAUUCCAAAUUAUGUUUUUUUAUUUUUAAUAGUUACCUGCAUUUUAUGUACACAAAUACGUGUUAUGAUGUUAACAUAUAUACUGUCUUUAUAAUUCUCCUUUGGGCACUAGGUCUUCAUAUUUGACCUACCUGGGCAGGCAAUCUAAACUCUUCAGUCUCUUCUGCGUAGAAAACUAGAUAUUAAAAUAGUUAUGCAUGUUUUGAGUUAACUUCCAAUUUGCAUACAUUGCUUAUAAUUUUGGGGAAAGGUUUUGAAAGAUAAUUAUCAGAAUUAUUGGAAACUUGUUAGAGUCGAUGAAACAUUUUGUCAUACAAAAUUCACAUUUACCUCUUAGAUCUGUUAGAGACAUGGUGUUCUCUCUUGAUUUUACAUUUGUUUGAAUAAUUAAAUAAAUACUGAAAAUUGA